AAACGUAAGAACCAAACUUUAGCAAGAAUUUGCAGCUAAUUGUCAGAAAACUAAGCACUUCAAAAUUAUAUAGUCAAUUAUUUGCCAGUUUUCAUAACCCGGUAACAUGAUGGGAAACGGACUUUUCUGGUCCACAUUCACAGCAUUGUUUCUGCUUUCGGCCUAUAGCCUAACAGCAUCUGCUCAGAACUAUCGAAUGUGCGAUGGGAAUCGAACUGGUACUUUUGCAGAUCCUUCUGACUGUCGAUUUUUCAUUUUCUGUCUUAAUGGCCAGCCCAAACGUUACCAGUGCCACAAUCAACAAAUAUAUUCAACCAAAACGAAAACCUGUGUGUCUGCAAACGAAGCCAUUGGAGAAUGCACCAGUGUGUUCAAACGAACGACUGAAGUUAGUAACCCAGAAGAAUAUUGCCGUAACAAUCCACAUGCAUUCUUGCCGCAUCCCGACAGCUGCGCCCUCUACUACAACUGUAGUCAAACCAGAAGUGUCCAGUUGUUUCUUGACACUUAUGUAAACGAAUGUCCUUACAUGCAAUUGUUCUCUGAGAAAACCCUAAGCUGCCAACAUUAUAGCAGAGUUCGGUGCGACCAAAGAAAAGAACCGAAAGAUGUGUGUGACUAUAGACGUUUCUGGUGCGGUAGUGCCCAUUGUAUCCCGUGCUUUAUAAGAUACCCGAGCUGCAACGGCAAACCCAACGGUAGGAACGCAAUUCCUCAUCUUCGGUGGGCAUCUUCUUUCAUUGUGUGCCAGGAUGACCGACUAUUGACGUCAGCUGAGUGUCCAUCAACGAACGGAAGACCGACUGUUUUUUCUCCUUAUCAAAGGGAUUGUGUUAGUGUGUAUUCUAUGCCUUCAGUCUUUGGUCGAAAACCUAUUUCCUGCUCAAACAAACAAAAUGGAUUCUACGCAGACGUUUCAAGUUGCACACGUUUCUAUGAGUGUUCAAACCAAAAAAUUAUUAACAAAUUCAAUUGCCAAUCAAACAUGAUCUUUGAUGAACAGAUAUCGACAUGUAUGCACCCCGAACAAAGUUGCUCUAAAUGUGGCACAAAGUCCAAUUGCUGAGAUUUUUCUUUAAAUGCCAUACAUAACUAUAUAACACAUUGUAUAUGUUUGGAAAACAAACAUAUACAAAAAGACUAUUAAACCUUAAAUUCUUUCAUUUUCCCAAAUAAAAUUCAAAGAUAUAUAUAUAUAUAUAUAUAUAUAAUUUGUUUUAAUGCAUUGUAAUUGGUUGGAUUAAGUUUGAUGAAUAAUAACCACUGCAUUGUUUUAUUCCUGUCGGAUUCGACCAUACCUUUCAUCUCUCUAGGGCUUAAAAUGAAGUAACAGUAAAACACCAAGCCCAUUUCAAUCAAUUAACCCUCAACUUACAAAAUUGUGGCCUUGUGCAAAUGUAAGAUAUCAUAUUGUAAUAUAUUUCAGAACAUAACUGCGAACUAACAAUAAAUUUUAGGUCGCUAUGAUGAUAUAUUGUAACAUAUCUACACUUUGGUGUUUUAAAUAUAUCAACACU
Molecule: messenger RNA, 1517 nt
Organism: Octopus bimaculoides (California two-spot octopus)
Lineage: Eukaryota; Metazoa; Mollusca; Cephalopoda; Octopoda; Octopodidae
Cellular component (GO): extracellular region
Molecular function (GO): chitin binding
Source: RefSeq, a predicted model, not a curated record